Molecule: messenger RNA, 4920 nt
Organism: Strongylocentrotus purpuratus (purple sea urchin)
Lineage: Eukaryota; Metazoa; Echinodermata; Echinoidea; Camarodonta; Strongylocentrotidae
Product: serine/threonine-protein phosphatase 6 regulatory ankyrin repeat subunit B-like
Exons: 5
Coding region: 1-4920 (1639 amino acids)
Molecular function (GO): protein binding
Source: RefSeq, a predicted model, not a curated record
AUGGUUAUCCAGAUUGCACUGCAAUGUAACUUCAUCCAUGGUACUAUUAACCUCAGCCAGGCACUUAAGGGUGAUUCCAAUACGGGGGUGAACACUGAUGGCGUGGAGAUGGGUCCAGAAUCAACAGUAACAGAUGGAGUCGAGGAUACUGAUGAAUCUGGCGGGUUUGAACAAGAGACUGAAAAUGAAAAAAGUCUUUUUCAAGACGCUGAAAGUGACGUAGGAAUUCAGGAACGGAAAAUGACCAAAGGAACUGGUAUACCGCUGAUCACACCGAUGCAAAACAUGCCAUCACACCAUACACACGGUGCUUUGAAAACUGAACACAAUAAAGCACAAAAAGAGCAUACAAAUAGAUCUAGUGCACUGUCUAAUACGCCUACAUCACUACAACCGGGUGCAGAUAUAGAAAAUGAACAUAAUGAGCUGUCACACAGCGCUCUUGUUAAUUUGAAUACCGACGCAUCCGCUGAUGACAAGUGCGUCCUAAUGGAAGAACGCACAUCUCCUCUGCAGCAACGAGAAAUCAAGGACAUCUUAGAGACUGGUACGAAUAAUGCUUCGUAUGCAAUGUAUACCACACUGAAUGAAGCAUCACUGAGCGAUGUUAGUGCUUCCAAACCAGAGCUACCAUUCAACCCUGACAUAGAUCAGCUGGAUGAGGUGGGAUACACACAGCUCUACAAGUCAGCAUUAAAAGGUCAUCUCGAAGGUGUUGAAGACCUCAUUUCACGGGGAGCAAACCCCAAUAAACCAAGUAAGGGUGGACUCCGUCCUCUUCAUGUGGCGGCUCAUGAAGGACAUGCACACAUCGUUGAUUUUCUCAUUCUGCAAGGGGCAGACGUAGGUGUUGAAUGUGAGCUGGGUCAGACACCUCUUCAUACAGCAGCUACAAAAGGUUAUGUCGACAUCUUAGAGAGCCUCACUGCAGAAAACGUUAAUGUGAACGUGAAAGAUAACACUGGCUGGACACCCUUCAAUGCUGUAGUCCAAUAUGGUCAACUUGAAGCCGUCAAAUACCUCCUAACUAAAGGAGCGAAUCAGAACAGAUACGCUGACAUGUCCCCACUCGAUGCCGCAGCACGAUUUGGUCAUUUAGAUAUUGUCAAAUUCUUCAUAUCCAAAGGAGCUGAUGUGAACGAAGAAAAUGCUGAAGGGAUUAUUCCUCUCCAUGGUGCAGCUGCUCGAGGCCACUUGAAAGUCAUGGAAUAUCUCAUUCAGCAAAGAUCUGAUGUUAACAAAGCAGAUGCCAAGGGUUGGACACCAUUCAAUGCUGCUGUUCAAUAUGGCCAUCUAGAAGCCGUCAAACAUCUCGUGACUGAAGGAGCGAAGCAGAUCACUUUUUGCAGAAUGUCUCCACUCUAUGUCGCAUCACUAUUUGGUCAUUUAGAUAUCGUCAAAUUCUUCAUAUCCAAAGGAGCUGAUGUGAAUGAAGAAGAUGGCGAAGGGACUAUUCCUCUCCAUGGUGCAGCUACUCGCGGCCACUUGAAAGUUAUGGAAUACCUUAUUAAGCAAGGAUCCGACGUUAACAAGAAAGAUAACGCUUUGUUGACUCCAUUCAAUGCUGCUGUUAAACAUGGCCAUCUAGAAUCCGUCAAAUAUCUCAUGACUCAAGGAGCGGAGCAAAUCACAAAUGAAGGUAGGACGUCCCCACUCCAUGCCGCAUCAUAUUUUGGACAUUUAGACAUUGUCAAAUUCUUCAUAUCUAAAGGAGCUGAUGUGAACGAAGAAGACGGUGAAGGGAUUAUUCCUCUCCAUGGUGCAGCUGCUCGAGGCCACUUAAAAGUCAUGGAAUAUCUCAUUCAGCAAGGGUCUGAUGUAAACAAGAGUGAUGCCAAAGGUUGGACACCUUUCAAUGCUGCUGUUCAAUAUGGCCAUCUAGAAGCCGUCAAAUAUCUAGUGACUAAAGGAGCGAAGCAGAUCACUUUGUGCAGAAUGCCUCCAAUCCAUGUCGCAUCACUACGUGGUCAUUUGGAAAUCGUCAAAUUCUUCAUAUCCAAUGGUGCUGAUGUGAACGAAGAAGACGGUGAAGGAAUUAUUCCUCUCCAUGGUGCAGCUGCUCAAGGCCACAUGGAAAUCAUGGAAUAUCUCAUUCAGCAAGGAUCCCAUGUUAACAAGGAAGAUGCCAAGGGCCGGACUCCAUUCAAUGCUGCUGUUAACAAUGGUCAUCUAGAAGCCGUCAAAUAUCUCAUGACUAAAGGAGCGAAGCAGAACAGAUAUGCUGGUAUGACACCACUCUAUGCCGCAGUGCAAUUUGGUCAUUUAGAGAUCGUCAAAUUCUUCAUAUCCGUAGGAGCUGAUGUGAACGAGGAAGAUGACAAUGGGAGGAUUCCUCUCCACAGUGCAGCCACUCACGGCCACUUGGAAGUCAUGGAAUAUCUCAUACAGCAAGGAUCUAACAAGUGUGAUACCGAGGGUUGGACACCAUUCAAUGCUGCCGUUCGAUAUGGCCAUCUAGAAGCCGUCAAAUAUCUUAUUGCUAAAGGAGCGAAGCAGAACAGAUAUAUUGGAUUCACCCCACUCCAUGUCGCAGCAUAUUUCGGUCAUUUAGAUAUCGUCAAAUUCUUCAUAUCCAAAGGAGCUGAUGUGAACGAAGAAGAUGGUGAAGGGAUUAUUCCUCUCCAUGGUGCAGCUGCUCAAGGCCACUUAGAAGUCAUGGAAUAUCUCAUUCAACAAGGGUCUGAGGUGAACUACGAUAGUGCCAAGGGUUGGACACCUUUCAAUGCUGCCGUUCAAUAUGGCCAUCUAGAAGCCAUUGCAUAUCUCGUGACUGUAGGAGCGAAGCAGAACAGAUAUGAUAGAAUGCCCCCACUCUAUGCCGCAGCAUAUUUUGGUCAUUUGGAUAUUGUCCAAUUCUUCAUAUCCAAAGGAGCUGACGUGAACAAAGAAGGUGACAAAGGGAGGAUUCCUCUCGACGGUGCAGCCGCUCGCGGCCACUUGAAAGUCAUGGAAUAUCUCAUUCAGCAAGGAUCUGAUGUGAACAAGAAAGAUAACACUGCGUGGACACCAUUCAAUGCUGCCGUUCAAUAUGGCCAUCUAGAAGCCGUCAAAUACCUCGUAUCUAAGGGAGCGAAGCAGAACAGAUAUAACCGGAUGACCCCAGUCUACGCUGCAGCGUAUUUUGGUCAUUUGGACAUCAUCAAGUUCUUCAUGUCCAGUGGAGCUGAUAUGAACGAAGUAGAUGACGAAGGGAUUAUUCCUUUUCAUGGUGCAGCUUCUGGAGGCCACAUAGAUGUCCUUAAAUAUCUCAUUCAGCAAGGAUCUGAUGUUAACAAGAAAGAUAACGAUGGAUGCACAGCAUUCAAUGCUGCCGUUCAAGGGGGCCACCUAGGAACCGUCAAAUAUCUCUUGUCUGAGGGAUCAAAGCAGAACAGAUUCGAUGGGAAGACCCCAGCCUACGCUGCAGCGUAUUUCGGUCAUUUGGACAUCAUCAAGUUCCUCAUAUCCAGUGGAGCUAAUGUGAACAAAGAAGAUGACGAAGGGAUGAUUCCUUUCCAUGGUGCAGCUUCUGGAGGCCACAUAGAAGUCCUUAAAUAUCUCGUUCAGCAAGGUUCUGAUGUUAACAAGAAAGAUAACGAUGGAUAUACAGCAUUCAAUACUGCCGUUCAGCGGGGUCACCUAGGAGCUGUCAAAUAUCUCAUGGCGAAAAGAGCUAAGGGUACCAGGCUUUUCGGAUUGACCCCGCUUUACAUCGCAACACAAUAUGACCAUACCGAUGUUGUAAGAUUCCUAGUUUCAAAAGGAUGUGAUGUGAACGAAAGAAAUGAAUGCGGUAAGUCCCCUCUUCAUGCAGCAUGUUACAAUGGCAGCAUGGAUGUCGUAAAAGUUCUCAUUCACCACAAUGCUAAUGUCAAUGAACAAGAUGAUGAUGGAUGGACACCGCUCCAUGCCGCUGCACAAGAAGGACACCAAGACAUAGUCGAUUACCUUGUAUUGAAUGGAGCUGCCAUGCACGUGAGGGAUAUAGAUGGUUUGACGCCGCUUCUGGUAGCAGUGAACGCAGGUCAUACACAAGCAAUAGAAUACAUCUCAUCACAUAGAGGUUGCCCUGAUAAAGACAAAACAGGAGAUCCACGAUCCGGAGGCCGCCAGAAUCUCAUCACAAGUGGAUAUGUCACGGUAUCACUGAAUGAUGCAGACUCGCAUUCACGUACAGGACAGUUAUCAUCUCAGGUAGACACUGCAGAAGAUGGGAAUGAUUGCAAUCAAGCUGAUAGUGCGAAGAGAGGAACCGUUGAACUCUCCUUGAAGAAUCUUUCCACAAUGGCCCAUGAUGUUGAAAAAAAUGUAGGUCGUCGAAACGUAAACGAAUGCAUUUCCCCACGUAAAGAAGACUCAGAUGCAGAAGAUGCUGGAGAUCUACAAUCCGGGGGCCUCCACUAUGGUGCUAAACAUCUUGCAACAAGAGAUUAUGCGAAGGAGAAGGUGGUCAAAAUUAAAGAUGCAGACACGCAGUCACGUGCUCGACAGUUAGCAUCUCAGGUAGACAAUUCGAGGAGAGGAGCCGAUGAACCCUCCUUGAAGAGUCUCCCCACAAGAACCAAAGAUGAUGAAAAGGGUGACAAUGAGGAGCACAAUCCUUUCAUUCAUGCUACGCUGAAAUAUCCUGGAAAAGGUGGACAAGAUCCGAUGCUAAAUCAGAUGGAAGCAAUAACGUGCCCCGGGACAAGAAAAAGAAACACCACAACAAAUGGCACAGACUGUUCUUCCCCGCGUGGAUCUAAGACGUGGCAAUACAGCGGAUUCGAUCCACCCUAUCUACAAACCAUGGAAACUGACGGUCAUCCUUCUGAAGAACCGGAAUAUAGAUGUCACUCACUAAUUGAUGAAAACACGGAAAUUAGAGAAUCUUCUUCACGGAUGAAUGCUGGAAAUGAUCUACCAAUCAACGAACCAUCAAAGAUUGAGAGGUACCAGUAA